Molecule: messenger RNA, 423 nt
Organism: Cannabis sativa
Lineage: Eukaryota; Viridiplantae; Streptophyta; Magnoliopsida; Rosales; Cannabaceae
Exons: 1
Coding region: 1-423 (140 amino acids)
Source: RefSeq, a predicted model, not a curated record
AUGGGUUGGUUUGUAAGAGAAGGGAGCAGUUCAUCAUGGAAAGUAGGGUGGACAGAAAGAACACUUGCAUCGUUAAGCUUUCCUCCUCUUCCAUUGUUGGCAAUAGUGGGAAUUGUUGUCGUUUUACUCUCCGUUUCGUCGUACGCCAAUUACAGGUCACACAUGCACCAAACCAAGAUCGCCUUUAAGAUAUUCCUCUUAUUCUUGCCUUUGCUCUUGAUUUUAUUGGCAAACUCUGUCGCCAAAUACGGCACCGUUUUCGUCAUUACUCCAAGGACAAAGCGAGAGUAUUCUUCUGAAGGUGGGAAGAAUAAUAAUUCUCCUUGGGGUGUGGCCAUGCUACUUGUUCUACUUAUGCUUUUGAUCUCUUAUAAGUCUUAUUUUCAUUCUAAGUGGUGGCCUCCAAUUUGGGGAUCCUACUAG